Messenger RNA from Cladocopium goreaui, 978 nucleotides. The record is from the annotation of a GenBank genome assembly. NCBI's taxonomy places the organism in Eukaryota, Dinophyceae, Suessiales, Symbiodiniaceae.
AUGACCGAUCAAGUUUUCGAACGCUGGCUCCAGAAACCUGGCGAUUCAACCUUGGUUCUGCAGCUCGAGCCCAACCCUUUGGGCGCAGUGUUGCGCACACUUCGGACCCGGACCCGAGAGCUCAGAACUUCCCUGAGCUGUGUGGACCACGUCCUCCGCAGAAAAGCUUUGACAGAGACUAACAAAUCCUGUAUCUUUCACCGGGACUUUAUAUGCUUGGAUUUCAGCAUGAAGGAUGGACCAUUGAAGCAAGCCCUGAAGGACGGCACGGUGCAGUUCCAUGAGCACCCGUACAAGCACUACACAGCUGCCGUGGAUUUUGCCAAGCUGGAGCCAUCCGAGCUGCAGCUGCACAGGAUGCGCCUGUCAAUGACUGAGUCGGGUGAAGCUGCAACCAAGGUCGGCUCCGUGGUGACUGAAGAGUCUGUGUGGUCAUUCUAUGUCCCCCUGCCUCACCAGUACCCUCCAGCAGAGGCAGAUGCAGCGUCAUGGGCGGAUCCAGACUUUCACCAGACCUAUUAUCAAAAAUUGUGGAACUUGACUACAAAGCAGGCAGCCAUCCAGGCCGGGAAGCGAUGGACAGGGCCAUCUUUGGGCGUUCCAGCUUUUGAAGACCGCUUUGCAGCGGUGCUGAUGGGUGCUUUGACAUCUGAGACUUCCAACUGCAAGAUCGUCCAUUUCAAGUUGCAAGCUAGCGAUGCGUCCGCCGGGAUGGCCCACAUGGAUGCUGUAGCAGAACUUUGGUGGCCCAAGGACGUGAAAUCUUUGCUGCACCGCAUGGAGUGGUCCAUCCAGAAUUGCUCCCUCAUUUUGAUGCCCCUCCCAGGUUUGGUAAGUUUGUCUGACCACCAAGAGCUGAAGUCUGCAGCGUCUGCAAGCGACACUUCUGUCAAGAAGAGGCUUGAGGAUGAAAUCACCAGAGCCAACAAGAAAGCCCGGAGAUUGGAGGGUCUUCUGAAUGGCCUGACCUUUCCAUGA